Messenger RNA from Vitis vinifera (wine grape), 1911 nucleotides. Its product is annotated as ankyrin repeat-containing protein ITN1. Gene Ontology annotation, molecular function: protein phosphatase 1 binding; protein phosphatase regulator activity. Lineage: Eukaryota; Viridiplantae; Streptophyta; Magnoliopsida; Vitales; Vitaceae. The record is from RefSeq and is a predicted model, not a curated record. Bases 60 to 1895 code for a protein of 611 amino acids. The transcript has 3 exons. Gene Ontology annotation, cellular component: plasma membrane.
GCAAGGUGGGGUGGGGAAAAGUUGUGUAGAGGAGGAUAGUGCUGAUUGCUGAAGCACCUAUGGAUCUUUCCACUUCCAUCAACACUGCAGAAUCACAUACUCUUUACCUGGAACAGCUUGCAGCUCAAGACGGUAGCCAAACCGAGAUCUCGAACCAGGCGGCAGAUGCAGAUGGCAGCCAAACUCCGAUCACUUGCAUGGAUGCUGCUUUGUACGAGGCCGCAGCAUAUGGCAGGAUCGAUGUCCUGGAACAAAUGUCAGAACAUCAUUUUGUGGUCCAAUUAACCCCAAAUAAGAAUACCGUCCUCCACAUUGCAGCCCAAUUCGGUCAACUGGACUGUGUUCAGUAUAUCCUGGGGCUGCAUUCAUCUUCAUCUCUCCUGCUUAAGCCCAAUCUGAAGGGCGACACUCCACUUCACCAUGCAGCGAGAGAAGGCCAUUUGACAGUCGUGAAAGCACUCAUUGAUGCUGCGAAACGACUUCACCAAGAGAUCGAGAGUGGGGUUGGAGGAGAUAAGGCGAUUAUGAGGAUGACAAAUGAGGAGGAAAACACAGCCUUGCAUGAGGCAGUGAGGUAUCAUCAUUCAGAGGUUGUGAAGUCAUUGACCGAGGAAGACCCCGAGUUUAUUUAUGGGGCUAAUAUUGCAGGCUACACUCUUCUUUACAUGGCCGCCGAGAGAGGUUUUGAAGAUUUGGUGAAUUUAAUCUUAGGAACUUGCACUUCACCAUCUUACAGUGGCAUGAUGGGUAGAACGGCUUUACAUGCUGCUGUAAUUCGCAAUGACCAAGAAAUGACAGCGAGGUUAUUGGAAUGGAAGCCAGAUCUGACAAAAGAAGUGGAUGAGAAUGGAUGGUCUCCCCUUCACUGUGCUGCAUACUUGGGUCAUACUGCAAUUGUGGAGCAAUUACUAGACAAAUCACCAGAUAAAUCUGUAACUUAUCUUGGACUCAAGGACAGCAAGAAAACAGCACUUCACAUUGCAGCUAACCGUGACCAUCGAGAUAUAGUAAAGCUGCUGCUGUCACACUCCCCAGAUUGUUGCGAGCAAGUGGAUGAUAAGGGAAAUAAUGUUCUUCACUAUGCCAUUAUGAGCGAGCAGUUUUUGGCUGCUGGUGGUAUCUUGGGUCGUAAUAGUUUGUUAAGCGUGAGAAGACUUAUAAAUGAGAAAGACGCUAAAGGAGACACACCCCUCCACCUGCUUGCUUCUUACCAAGUUUAUGAUCCAUUUUUGUCAGCGGACAAUAGAGUGGAUAAAAUGGCACUCAACAAGGAUAAGUUAACCGCCCUAGACAUUAUUUCAAGGGAUAAAGUUAAGCCAAGAAGAAUAUUCAAGGAAGAAAUUAGAAGACAAUGGAGGGAAUGGGAGAAAGUUGUUGUUGGACCCUUUAGUUGGCAGGAGGCUAUCAAUAAAGACAGUGGUAGUAGUAAAAGCGAAGACGUCGAAAAAGACGAAAGCAUCUCUACCACAAAAAGAGAAGGUGAAACCCAUUUGAUAGUGGCAGCACUUGUAGCAACUGUAACCUUUGCUGCGGGUUUCACCUUGCCUGGUGGUUACAAUGACAAUGGCAUGGCAAUUUUAACAAAGAGAGCAGCUUUCAAAGCAUUUAUUGUGACAGACACCAUGGCCGUGAUCCUCUCUGUAUCUGCUGUGUUUGUUUAUUUUUUUAUGUCGGUGCAUGAGGACGAGGACUACCUUGACAAACACUUAAUUAUGGGCUUUUUUCUCACCGUGUUAAGCAUGGGAGCAAUGGUGGUUGCAUUCAUGACGGGCCUAUACGCUGUGUUACCACUUUCCUCUGGCCUUCCAAUCGUUACUUGUAUCAUCUGCUGCAUCUUUCUUCUUGCCUUUUAUUUUGUAUUUAGACAACUUUUUAAAUUUAUAAAAGAAUCUUAGUGGGACCUUAUGUUUA